AUGGAUUCCGGCUGGCCCAAUCUUCCAGGCUUUCUCGCCAAGGAACAUAUGCUUCUUGAAAGCGAAAAAAUCAUCAGGCCAGCUGCAAACGACCAAUUGGCUCAAAUCAGCAAAAUAUCCAUCCCAGGCUCCGCAAGGAGACUUGAAGAUGUUCUCGAAGACGCAAAGGAGAUCUUCUCACUCGGCUUUCGAGUCGGCAACCCGCGAUUCUUCUCGUUUGUUCCCUCCCCGGCUUCACCCUGGUCUUGGGUCGGAGACAGUUUAACAUCCGCGUACAACCCAUUCGGUGGGUGUUUCGAAGCUGCGUCGGGCGUUUGUCAAGUGGAAGAAACCUUAAUUGCCUGGGUCGCAGAGCAAUUUGGGCUUCCGAAAACAGCCGGAGGACAGUUUGUAUCUGGAGGCUCAAUAGCGAAUUUGACUGCCUUGACAGUCGCUCGCGAUCAGCUUUUAGAGGAUGGCGAGGCGCGACUUAAGGGUGUUGCAUACAUUUCAAGCCAGACUCACUUCUGCAUCAAAAAGGCACUGAAGAUCAUGGGCCUCUCAGAUCACCAGGUCCGGGUUAUUGAUGUCGAUAACAAUUUUUGCAUCAAUACAGCGCUUCUUGAAAAAGCUAUCCUAAAUGACAUUGACUCGGGCCUCAAACCGUUCGUCGUCAUUGCUACCUGUGGAACCACCAACACGGGGAGUAUCGAUCCCCUGGCUGAGAUCUCAGCCAUUACCAAAACAUAUGGCAUGUGGAUGCACGUCGACGCUGCGUUCGGUGGUUCUGUGGCCUUUUCAUAUUCCCGGCGCGAUGUGAUCUCAGGAAUCGGCCAAGCAGACAGCAUCGCAUGGGAUGCGCAUAAAUGGCUUUUCCAAACACACGGUUGCGGUGCUGCGAUCUUCCGCGAAAAAUUCAAAGCCCUCAAGAGCUUCGCGUCAACGGCCACAUACGUGCAAGACGUUGACGAGUGCGCGGACCAAAAUCCAUGGAACUACGGGAUUGAGCUCACUCGACCGGCUCGGCAUAUGCGAUUGUGGUUUUCCUUACAAGUCAUGGGCAUGGAAAUGAUCGACCAGAUGAUAUCGCAUGGCUUCGCAAUCUCUGAAUAUGCGGAAGAGGAGCUAAGGAAAUGCAGCGGCUGGGAGAUCCUAUCUUCAAGCUCCCUGGCCAUCCUUAAUUUCCGCUUUGCACCUCUAGGCUUGAAAGAGCCGACUCUGGAUGCCAUCAACACUCAAAUAUCUUCCCAGUUGAUGGCCCGUAACGUGGCUGUUAUUUUCACAACGAAACUCAAUGGGAUGGUUUCUCUGCGCAUGUGCACCAUUAACCCUGAAACGACCCGAGAUGAUAUUGCGGAUGUUGUCAAGGCACUGGAUGAUGCUGCAAAGGAAAUUCUCACGCAAAUUGGAUUGAACGGAGUCUGA
This is a messenger RNA of Penicillium verhagenii, 1404 nucleotides long. RefSeq names its product pyridoxal phosphate-dependent decarboxylase family protein. Bases 1 to 1404 code for a protein of 467 amino acids. NCBI's taxonomy places the organism in Eukaryota, Fungi, Ascomycota, Eurotiomycetes, Eurotiales, Aspergillaceae. Gene Ontology annotation, biological process: carboxylic acid metabolic process. The record is from RefSeq and is a predicted model, not a curated record. Gene Ontology annotation, molecular function: carbon-carbon lyase activity; pyridoxal phosphate binding. The transcript has a single exon.